Messenger RNA from Ceratitis capitata (Mediterranean fruit fly), 2058 nucleotides. Its product is annotated as F-box/LRR-repeat protein 13-like. Lineage: Eukaryota; Metazoa; Arthropoda; Insecta; Diptera; Tephritidae. The record is from RefSeq and is marked predicted. Gene Ontology annotation, biological process: SCF-dependent proteasomal ubiquitin-dependent protein catabolic process. Gene Ontology annotation, molecular function: protein binding. Gene Ontology annotation, cellular component: SCF ubiquitin ligase complex.
AUUCAUUGUCACAUAAGUGUUACUCUAGGUCAGACUACAAAGUGUUGGAAUUGUGAAAAUUAAAAAAAAAAAAAAAAAAAUGGAGCAAGUGCUGUCUAAUAAAAAUGACAAGUCGUCUAACGGAAAUGGCGUCUUAGUGCAAUGUAUACAAGUGACAUAUAAAAAAACACCGGUGUAUUCUCUACGUCAAUAUUUUCGACAAUUUGGCGCCUUCCGAAAUUUCGAAACAGCAUAUGACCUUAACCCACAACAACUUGAACCGAUCAAGAGACUCCUUAUAACAUACGUUGAACAAGAGGCAGCCCGCCGAGUUUUGCUAAACGAAUCUCAUUUUGUGGAAAACGAGAUUGUUAAUGUUAAAAGUACAAAUAGUCGGCAAGAACUCGUUAAGGAAAAUGUGUGUGAAACAGAGCGUGAAAAUUUGGAAAUCGCUCACACUAGGGAAAAAGCCUUCAACAUUUUACAAUUGCCUGAAUUUUGCAUUCAUGCUAUACUCGAGCGGAUGGCACCAGGUGAUCAAAUACGUUUCGUGCAGUCACACAGAAGUUUUCAAACGAUCUUUGAAACGUUUUCUCGACGCAAAUAUAAAAAGUUUAUAUGGAAUAAAACACAAAGUAUGACUAUGGGUGAAAUACGUGAUUUCUUGAGCAUAGCAGGCAAAUAUAUGGUGGAAUUGAAUGGUGAAAUACGUAAUAGAUAUUAUGAUGACGUAAUGAAUCUAUUAAUCGUUUACUGUCCAAAUUUCGAAAAAGUUACGCUCUCAGACAUAUAUAUUAAUCCAGAUAGUUUUCGGAAUUUUUUGAGAGGGUUGCCAAAUUUACGGGAAUUAAAUUUGACGUAUUAUCAAUUAGAUGAGAGGGCAUUUGCAGCACUGAGGGACGCUAAAAAACUGCGUGUGCUGAAAUUGUCCAAUAUGUUCCACAUAAGAGGCAAACAUCUUCAAACACUGACGCAACUGGAGCAUCUCUCUCUGCACCACUGUUGGUUGGUUCGAAGUAAACAUUUAAUUAAACUCUGUGAGGCGUUGGUAAACUUACGCACACUAGACAUACGUGGCAUACACUACGCAUCACCCUGUUUUUUCCAAGUAAUCGACACACAUUGCAAGCGACUCGAGGUGUUGAAGAUGUGCGCACCGGAAUUUAAUUACGAUCGUGUGGCAUUAUUGCCACGCCUCAAACAUCUCGAAAUCAAAUAUCCCACACCCGUUGAUAGGUUGACAAUAAUCUCACAUUUGGCUCAACACAAGGCGGAUCAACUCGAAGUACUGAAAAUAUACACCAGAAAAUGCCUAACCGACAAAGACGUCACAAGUUUAUCAGAAUUACGUGAGUUGAGAGAACUUUCCAUCGCUUUUAAUCGGGAUACCGUGACCAAUGGCGCUUUAGCGAAAUUGUGUAAGUUGAAGCAGCUGGAAGAGUUGACAAUCGCCGCUUGCGACGAGGUGACCGAUGAUGGACUGUUGAAGUUGGUAAAAAAUUGUGAGAAACUGAGCACACUAAAUAUACAAUAUUGUAAUAGAAUUACAAAUGAUUUUGUGACGGACGUCGCUUCAUUGGCACGACAUCGUUAUAGAAAAUUAACAAUUUACACGUUUGGCACGGCGGUGGACAAGAAAAAGUUAAUACAGCUUCCAAAGUAUAAGGAGGCGGCUGAGCGUUUUGGUUUAAAUAUUGAGUUUGAGUUUUCAAAAACAGGAUUAUCGGAUUAUGAAUAUGUUUUUACACUUUUUGAAAAUGAGUUGCUUGAACGUCGACUCAUUGCAAGAGGGUUAUAGAAGCAGAUACGUGUAUAUACAUAUGUUUGUAUGUAAAAACUAAAAAAAAAAAUAUUAAAUUUCUUUUGGGUGGAAUAUAUAAUUAGAAUUGUACAACACUAUUCUUUUAUGUAUACAUAUAUAUUUUUAAUAAAGGGUCAUUCAUUAGCGUCUGACAACUUCAAACUGCCACUUCAAACGCGCCCUUAAUCCGAUUGCCAAAUUUUUAAUGUCACAUUUUAUCAUUGUGAACGAACGUUUAAAAAUAAAUAAAAUUUACUACCGAAAUUCCUUUACUUAAA